UGCUGUGUGAGAGCUUGAGCUUUUCCCCUCCUCCCCCCGCAUCCGGCCAGGUAGGCAGCACCUGUGUGGCCCACAGAGGAGUGCCCUGCUCUGGCCCUCCUCCUGGGAGGCGGUGACGCGGGGUGGUGGCGCUCCGUCCCCAUCUGCCCGUCCACGCGUACCCCCUAGGGACUUCCCAAGUUCUCCCAGGGGUACAUAUGUCCCUGGUUGACAACCCUUAUCUUAAGUCAUAUGAGGUCAGAGGCAUGUCAUCCACUUGAGAUCAUUCCCUUUACAUAAGAGUUGCAGGGAAGAUUUGUAGAACUCUUCAGUCUGAUUUGCAAAGCAUUAUUGAUUGUAUUUGGUAGAUCAUCAAUCAAUUUGGCUUGUUUUUGUAAUGGGAUUGGACAGGUGAAAAGCUAUUUCUGACUUUCCUGGGUAUUAUGUUUUAACCCAUUCCACCUCCAUAGCAAGUGAUUGCUUCUCGUGAAGAGCAUGCUGUUCGAGAAGCAUCUUAUCCUUCCUACUCAAGAAAGGUUCUGCUAUCUAUUGUAGCGGAGAGUAAGACAAUGGCAGGCAACAAUCAGCUUUGCAUUAGACGUUGGACUACCAAGAAUGUAGCCAAAUGGCUGAGGGAAGAAGGCUUCUGCGAGUAUGUGGACAUCUUGUGCAAUAGGCACAGAUUGGAUGGAAUUACAUUAUUAACUCUGACUGAAUAUGAUUUACGAUCACCUCCUCUGGAAAUCAAAGUCUUAGGGGAUAUCAAAAGGCUCAUGUUAUCUAUACGCAAAUUGCAAAAACAGCAUUUUGAUGUUUUAGAAGAGUUGGGUUACAGUAGUGACAGUCACAUAGGAACAAUUUCUCCUACUGUUGGCUCCCUUCAGGGUACGGAUUGGUUCUGUAAUGGUGAAGUACCACGGGAUUGUGAUGAACCAGUUACUGACUUAAAUGGCGAUCAGUAUCAAUACACAAAUGGAAAAAGCAAACAGCAAACCCGGAGACUGGACCCAGAAUACUGGAAGACUAUUUUAAGUUGUGUUUAUGUUUUCAUAGUGUUUGGCUUUACAUCAUUUGUCAUGGUUAUAGUACAUGAACGAGUACCUGACAUGCAAACAUAUCCACCACUACCAGACAUAUUUCUAGACAGUGUUCCUAGGAUACCAUGGGCCUUUGCCAUGACUGAAGUGUGUGGCGUGAUUCUCUGCUAUAUCUGGCUUCUGGUUCUUCUUCUUCACAAACACAGGUCUAUACUUCUGCGAAGAUUAUGCAGCCUGAUGGGGACAGUGUUUUUGUUACGCUGCAUCACAAUGUUUGUUACCUCACUCUCUGUGCCAGGCCAGCAUCUUCAGUGUUCUGGCAAGUUGUAUGGAAACGUGUGGGCAAAACUUCAGCGAGCAUUUGCAAUUUGGAGCGGGUUUGGAAUGACACUAACUGGAGUACAUACGUGUGGGGAUUAUAUGUUCAGUGGCCAUACUGUUGUUCUGACUAUGCUGAACUUCUUUGUCACAGAAUAUACACCAAGAAGCUGGAACUUCUUGCAUACUUUAUCCUGGGUCCUGAAUCUGUUUGGAAUCUUCUUCAUUUUGGCUGCACAUGAACAUUACUCUAUAGAUGUCUUCAUUGCCUUCUACAUCACCACAAGACUCUUUUUGUACUACCACACAUUGGCUAAUACCAGAGCAUAUCAUCAGAGUAGGAGAGCGAGGAUUUGGUUCCCCAUGUUUUCCUUUUUUGAAUGCAAUGUUAAUGGCACAGUUCCAAAUGAGUAUUGCUGGCCCUUUUCAAAACCUGCCAUAAUGAAAAGGCUAAUCAGAUAAAGACCAUCUCCCUGAUGUAGCCCAAAUAUGCACAAAGUAUUCAUGCUUACAUGACUACAGAACCGACUGGAAAAAUAGGAAAAUAACAACUUUUUUUUUUUUUAUCCCUGAGGUCUCCUAAUAUCUUGCUGCUUAGCUUCUCAGUUACAGAAUGAGCUUCCCAUAAUCAACAAGUUUCUUUUAGUAGAAAGCAAGAUUAGGGUAAAUAGCAGCUGCCAGUUAAUAAUUAGGUGUCUGAAGCAGAAGUCCUAGUUACAGUCUUUAGAAAGGUUCUACACAAAUGUUUUAGGUAAAGUAAAACUUACACUUCUAAUGUAUGCUUGUAUUGAAUUUAGUUUGUUGCUUGGAGGUCCAAAUAUUUUCUGGUACCUGGAAUGUCUGCCUGUACAGAUAAUAGCAAGUAGUAAUUUGUUUGCCAGUGACUUGCUUUUAAAAAUAUUAAUCAUAAAUAUAAUAUUUAAAUUGAACUGUUUACACUUAUACAAUGAGUUUCUGAAGAGUAUUGUGUCAUAUUGUGGAAAAUAGUAGAGCUCCUUACUAAAAAGGGGUCUCAAAGCUUAAAUAAGAGAUCUGAAAAAUAGUGAACACCGUGUGAUUUAUAUACAGGAUGCCAAAAAAUGAAACCAUCUGCCUUUUGAAUAUGCACUGAUGAUUUGUGGACAGGGCUUUUGUGAACUGUUUAUUCUGUUAUCCUAUCAUGUGGAGGUUUCCUUUUCACUCCUGCAUGAGUGGGUAAAAACUAAGACUGAUUUGUUGAAAAUAAAGUUGACUUAAUGUUAGUGCCACAGAAUAACACUGUUCUGUGUGGUCCAAACAUUUAAUUCCCCAGGCUUGCACAUGCUUUAUGAGCAAUUAUUUAACCACUGGAAGGAUAAAACAGUUAAGCUUCAAGUAUUUUAAUGUCCCAUAAAUGGAUGGGAAUGUGCAUGUAGUGAGUGAUUCAGGAAGAGCUCAAUAGUGAAUUUUAGAAAUAGUGCUAACAUUGAUCCUCCUGUUUUGAAUUCUUAUCCUAAUCCAUUUGAUAUCAGCAGAAUGUUGAAUAUCUUUGGAUAAAGGUUUUUGACAAAUGGGGUAUAUAUAUAGUAAAUGAUUUAUAUGAGUCUUAUUUCUGACAGUUUUGAAAUUAGAUUGGUUCUUAAGCUGCUUGUUUAUUACAUUAAGAAUUAGUUAAAGUAGCAUAAGUGAUUUACCUUCCAUAAUAUGGAUCACUUUUUGUGAAUGAGCCCUGUCUGUGCUUAUGAAGGGAGUAGUAAAUAGAACUGGGGCUUGAAGUACUGUAUGCAAGACGGUUCUGACUUUAGUUAUUUAAAUUCAGUGUUAAGCUUAUGCUUAAUAUAAAGUGGUAGUUUUUAAUUUGAGAGUUGCAAACUGCAACAAAUAUUUGUGAUUUGCACUCGAAUCUCCUAUGUCAAUUUCAAGUUCAGCGAGUGUGUGAGAAGAGGUAAUGAGCCAGUCUUGCAGAGUUUCUGUGAAAUUUUGCCAGUCUGCCACAAGUUAUUGAAUCUCAGCUUAAAGUGACUAAAGCGUGCUUGCCAGUCAGGUGUAGGAUUCUGUAAGAUUUAGUAACAUAUUUGAAGCUUUGUAAUCUGCUUUGAUCUCCCUACACUUGCAUCUCUCUAACAAUCCAACUUUGAACUUGGAACUAAAAGUGUCGAUUACCUAGAUCAUAUUUUCUAACCUUACUAAUAUCUAAAAAAAUUUGCAACUUAAUUUAGUUCCUUGGAGGAAUUUCAGAUAUUAAUGCGUCUGUACCAGAAGUAUUAGAGAUACAUAUUAGAAGUUCUAAUAACCUGCACACACAGGUAUUUAUGACAUUCCAUUUUUUUUAACAGAUUGCAGAUUUUAUAUCACCCAAAACCAUGCCAGAUGCUCUUGGCAUCCAAACUGCAGAAGUACACUGACGCUUCACACAAAAAAAAAAAAAAAUCCAAUGGUGAAUCAUUUAAGGCCAAAAAUGUUAAUUUGUAGCCUUUGCCUUCUUAAUAGGAGAGGCAAUCUGAACAUUACUUUCUGGUAUUUCCUGUCCCUUUCCUUGUGUUUCCCCUCAUCUCUUCCCCCCCCCCCCCCCCCAAAAAAAAAAGACAACAAAAGAAAACCCCUUUUUCUUUAUCACACUUACAUUUACUCUCUUUUUACUGGGUUGUUGUUUUGAACAAGAAAUAACUCAAAUGUGUUUUCUAGGUUAGGCAGAUUUGUAUUUGUAUUUUGCUAUAUUCAGAAAACUAGUCAAAUUAGCAAACUCGGGAUUGCUGACUGAGUUAACUAUGCCUGAAUUAUAGAAUUAUUUGAGAAUCUUUUAUUUUGUUGUAUCUAGUAAAGCAAAAGUUUUUGGUUUUUUUUAAAUAAUUUAUCAACCCAACAAAGGCAGUUUAUGUAAGGUAAAAUACUACUACUUUUCAUUUUUUGAAGCUCAAAUAUUUUGACUUCUGCCUGUAACGCAUUAAAAGCAGUAGUGGUGUAUCUUUUUGAGUAUUUUUAGAAGAUAAUGUGAUAUUUGUCUACACAAUUGUUUUGCCUAUUAAUGCAUUGAUUCUCUUACUGCUAAGAAUCUGUGUACAGUAUUUGUAGUAUGCAGAAAUUGGUUUCCUGAGAGCUGGGAAGUUGUUGAAUCAGUUGUUUGGAGAUGAACCUGUGACAGUUAGCCACACCUGCCAAUAAACACAAAGUGAAUUGUGAAGAUUUCAAAGAAAAAUCUCACAUGUUCUUACUCACAGUUUCCUAAAUAACUUGGAUUGGCAUGUAAAGGAAUACUGUCAGCUUCAUUUUUGUUUAAGUUCAAUUUUAAAAACAAAAAGGAGGUACAAAAUUUAUCUUUAAAUUGAGGUACAUAAUUUGUUUUAGAAGUUUCACAGUGUUUUAUUAAGGGCCUUUUCUGUUCAUCAGCAGACAUUAACAAGCAUACUUCUUAAUAUUGUUACUAGAGCGUGGAUGAGCUAAGAGGGACUGUUAAAUAUGAUUGGGUUUGCCUUUCCUUAAGACAUCUGUUGGCUGUUUUUGAUAUCAGCUUUACCUCUGGUGUUUCCACCAAAUCACUUCUUGCUCAGCCUGGGAAGAAGCCUACCUCCGAGUUCCUCAUUAGAAGUAGUGCGUGUUUGAGCUAUCAUUAACUUGGUGCUUUACACAGCAAAUGAGUAACAAAACCAUGAGUAAAAAUUACUCUCAAAAACACAAAUUAAACUGAUCCAAGUAAGGACUUGAGGCUUUGAGAGAUCUGUGAUUGAAUACUUUAGACAAAUGUAUAAAAUUGGGAUUACCUUAUUUGUAUAUGUAUAUUAAAAUGACAGGUGAAGGAAAAAUAGUGUAUUUGGGCAAGGCUGAAUAGUCUUCAAGGCUUCUUUAUUUAAAAUUUCAUUCUUUGUUUCUUCCCCCCCACAACCUUCUCCUCCUAACAGGUUUUGAAAACAAGGGGUAAUUAUGAUGCUCAGAGAUGAAGGGUUUUUUUAAGCAGGCCCAAUUAGACUUUCAAACUAAUUUAGAAUGCUGACAGACGUAGGAAAACCCUCUCUCUAGUCUAUACAUCACCACUGCUUCAGCCGUUUUGAGGAGUCCUCCGGCAAAAAUAGAUCAAGAGCUGAUAAUUCUGGCUUUUCUGAGAGAAAAAGUGGCAAGGUUUUUGCAGGUCCACAGUUUUUGAACUUUCAGGACUAAUUUUAAAAAGUCCUGCAAGAUCAUUACUUUGAUACAACAAAGACUGUGCUUAACUGGGAGCAAAAUAAAGCAUGGCUACACUGUAAGUUUCCUGCCUGAGGUACAUAGUGCAUGAAGAGCAGGGAGACAUUUAGAGCAUACCACACUCUGAUAUUGGUAUAUUCCUGGUGUGGAUGUAUCCAAGUAAUCCUAUAAUAACUGCUGGAUUCAGGCUAGUGUACCCUGUACUUGAUAGAUUCAAGCCUUCAGUCCAUAAAUAGGACAAAAUGUUUCCUUUCAAGUUGUAUUUCAGAUCUCCAUGUACCAUAUAGAAAAAUAUAUUUUAGUAGUAGUUUCCAGCAUGAUUGCAUGUCAGAGUAAAGACCAUUCCAUAAUAAUUGCAUCAAAUGCAGGUUUGAGUAUCCCAACUCUUGGUGCUCAGAUGUUACACAAGAUUUGGUUUUGCAAGCGACAGAACCCACCAACUUGACUCUCUUGUACAUGUGCAGAUUUAUAUUCCAAAGACCAUUCUCGCAAUGUUUUCUUAUUUAGCUGACUUUAUGUAUUUCACCUGGUGCCAACACAAAUGAGGACAUUUUGGGGGUGGAAUUCACAGUGUAGUGUUGAACAAAAAAACUUUGUGAAACUGUUUGUUAAAGUCCUCAUAACUUUUUCUGAUUGAACAGUAGCAGGAAAUACAUAUUCAUUAGUGGUAUACAUGUUGUUUACUAAUUAUUUCUCUUGCACUGAUCCUUAGGCUUAAGUUCACAUUGCUAUUUAAGCACCUACACACCUUUGCAGUUGAACCUUAGGCAUGUGAAGUUUUACAUUUGUAAGGGAGUGUCUGUAUAACAAGAUUAAUUUAGCUGUUUGAUAUUUUUUUGGACGUCCACUAUCACAUUUAUAGUAACAGUAAUAGAUGAUGAGCUGUCCUUCCUACAGGCGUUUUUGUUUGAGAAGGGAGGAAGUGUUUCUUUUAGAAUAUGGUGAAAAACAGACGAGGUUAGUUUCCUUGAAUUAGCAUUCAUUUAAAGAAAGUUGUCUUGAUAAUCAUAAAGGCAACACGGACCUUGUAGGUGUGGCAGUUUUGUUGGCAGACAGCCCAUGAGCUCUGAGUUGCCUUGCGUUCACAAAGCUACUUGGAUCAAGGGCUAAUUAACAGUCCCCUAAUAAUCUACACUUUGGUUAUUUCUGUUAUCCAUUGAGAUUGUCCUCCUGAUUUUUUUACACUAAUUGCUUACUGAAACAGUGUUUAUGGGCAAAACUUGAAGUAUGAAAUGAACCUACAAAAAUAUUUUUCACCGUAAACGUCAGUUAAGACUAAAGUUACGGGACUACGUUAAACCUCAUUUCAGUCUCCAUAUUCCAACUCUUGAUGAUGCUUAUAAGUCAAGACUUGAGAAUGUUGCAGUGAGUGAAGUGUUGUACAUAAUUCAAGUUUACAUAUACAUUUUCAAAAUACACUUGUGAUAGUUGUGUAAGAGUUUAGAACAAGCUGUUGAUUGUAGAGCAUAUUGUCUUAACCUGUUAGCCAGUGAUGAAGUAGCAGUUUCAUUUUUACAAUGUACUAUAGUUUUGCUGUCCUCAUUUUUUUCAAUGGAAUUACAAACUACAUUAAUGUGUACAGCAUGUAGUCUGGCAAGGAUACAAAAACAGGACUUUGACUUUUAUGGAAAAAAGUCUUUUCCUACUAAAUACAUUUUAAAGUGUUUUUUGUUCCUGUCCCUGUCGUUCCCUUCUCCCCUCCCCCACUUCCCACAAGAAAAGAGUAUUAACACUUCAAAAGUUCCUGUGGCAGUCAGGUUUGAAGCAUAGUAAUGUAAAUAAAUAUUGUUUUGACUUUUAAAACUAAACCCAGAUUUAAUUAAUAUAUUGUUUUAUAUCUUUGUUGUAUUAAAGCAAAUAUUUAAAAGAAUUAAAAAUAAAAUUGUUGAAA
Messenger RNA from Alligator sinensis (Chinese alligator), 7359 nucleotides. RefSeq names its product sterile alpha motif domain containing 8 (gene SAMD8). Gene Ontology annotation, biological process: ceramide biosynthetic process. Gene Ontology annotation, molecular function: sphingomyelin synthase activity; ceramide cholinephosphotransferase activity; protein binding. The record is from RefSeq and is a predicted model, not a curated record. Gene Ontology annotation, cellular component: endoplasmic reticulum membrane; Golgi membrane. The transcript is spliced from 6 exons. Lineage: Eukaryota; Metazoa; Chordata; Crocodylia; Alligatoridae. Bases 549 to 1796 code for a protein of 415 amino acids.